ACAAUAUUUAUUUUAAUAAUUAUAUAUUUGCUCCUUGUAUACUCCUAUAACCAAAUAAAAUUUUGUUUAUUUAAAAACAUUGCGGUAAUUUCAUGCAAAAGUACAUAUGUACGUAUGCAUGUCACCGACUGGCCCAAGCAGACUCUAACACAUAGAGAGAAUCAAACAAAUUAAAUGUUAAAUCGAAGGAUUCCUUAAAAUUAAUUUAAACUAACGCUGUUAAACAAAAUGCACGCCGUUUGGAACUACUUGUUGCUUAUAUGUCUAUACUGUUUAUCAGAAAAUACUUGCAUUGCGACCACUAACAGCGUAUCUAGUGUUAGCGCAGACGCCGAAAUAAGUAAAAAACAAGAAAAUCCAAAUGGCAAACCAAUUGUGCAUACAACUUCACCUUCACCUUCAGCAUCGCCGCAUUCGGAGGCCGUGCAGUCAUAUUCUGUAAGUGGUGACAAUUCUCCGCAUUUUGAACCACAUCAUCAUAAGAGCUCAUAUAAUCUCUUGAGCGAAGCGAUGUCGCAGGCCGUCAGCAAUGAGUUUAGUCCGAUAAACAGCGGCUCUUCUGACAACACUUGCAAUAGUGAGGAUUUUGAUUGUUAUAAUGGAAACGUACAGGAUCGCCUCGGAAUGGAAGCUAUUGCCAGUUUACAUCGUCAAUUAGAUGACGAUGAUAAUGGAAAUAUUGAUUUGAGCGAAUCGGAUGACUUCCUUCGCGAAGAAUUAAAGUAUGAUUCUGGAUACGAAAAACGUCAAAAAGCAUUUCAUUUUAAUGAUGAUAUGCAUAUUUCUGUUAAAGAACUUUGGAAUGCUUGGUUGCGUUCAGAAGUUCAUAAUUGGACUAUUGAGCAAACCACCGAUUGGCUAGCACAGUCUGUUCAGCUUCCACAGUAUGUUGACUUAUUUAAAUUACACAAGGUUACUGGAGCUGCUUUGCCCAGAUUAGCUGUUAAUAAUCUACAUUAUGUCAGUAAUGUGCUUGGAAUAAAAGACCCCAUACAUAAGCAAAAAAUAUCUCUUAAGGCUAUGGAUGUGGUAUUGUUUGGACCGCCGCGAGAGACGGGCACUCGCUGGAAGGACUACAUUCUUGUUACGCUUCUAUUAAGUGCAAUUAUCGGAUGCUGGUACGCUUAUCAACAAAACAAAAAUGCCAAGCGUCAUUUAAGGCGUAUGGCACAAGAUAUGGAAGGAUUGCAGAGGGCUGAACAGAGUCUACAAGAGAUGCAAAAGGAAUUGGAACUUGCUCGUAUGGAACAGGAAAAUGUGGCCACGGAAAAAAUGGACCUCGAGCGACGAUUAAAAGAAGUGCCCGUAAUAAGUUCGAGUAGCUCAGAUCUGGAAGUACAACAGCUGAAAAAAGAAAUUGAAAUGCUUCGCAAUGAACUGACGCGUGCCGAAUUCGAGCUUGUCGACAAUUGUUGGGCGCCCCCACAGCAGUUGCAGUCAUGGCUCCAAUACACCUAUGAGCUGGAGAGCAAAAAUCAUCAAAAGAAACGCGUGUCGGCUGAAAAGCAACUGCAAACUGCACGGGAAGCCUGUGAAAAGCUGCGGAAAAAGCGAUCUAGUUUGGUGGGUGCCUUUGUUUCGACUCAUGGUAAGAGCAUCGAUGACGUAGACCGUUCGAUUGUGGAAGCGCGCAACGCUCUUGGGGAAGUCACUAACGAAUUGCAGGAACGUCUUCAUCGCUGGAAGCAAAUUGAAACGUGCCUAGGCCUGAGCAUUGUUAAUAAUAAUGGAUUAUCCUACUUGGAGAAUGUUUUGUAUAAUCGCAAUGGUGGCAUCACUAACAGCACAGGUGGUCUUAGUUCCUCAAAGGGUUCUAGAGCUCGUAUUACAAGUAGCACCGAUGAUCUGGACGAUGAAUCAGUACAAGGUAAGAUGAAUUUUGAGAAUUUUUCUCUGCUUGCUACGGAGUAAAAUUGUUGCGUUGCGAAUGGAAAAAAAAACAAAAAACAACGCAGGAUACACCUAUCUAGCUGGCCCCUAUAAGUGAUUGAGUACCAGACAUAUGCUUGAACAGCUAUGUUCCAUACAUAUAUAUUUUUUUUAAAGCUCAUUUAUUGUUAUUUUUUAAUCGCGUCUACCACACUCAACCAUACGAAACUGUCACCGAAACUUAAAAAAAAAUUAUCUCUUCAUAUUAGUAAAAAACUCAACAUAUUUACCUUCAUAUGCACUAACAAAUAAUUGAGUUCUAUUUGACCAAUAUUUAUUACUAGCAUAUUAAACUAAAAUAAAAUAUUCUGAGUAGGAUACAUCGAUAAAUACCAUAUUUGCGUACAGAAAAAUCCAAUAUCUUCCAGAUGCAUGGUGAACGUUAAAGUUUAUUUGCAUACUUUUGCUACAUAUGUAUAUUAAAAAAAAACAUCACACAAAGUGUGGCCUGUAUAAUGCUUAAUUAUGUAUAUGCAGGUAUUUACAUAUAAAUCUACAAUUUUGUGUAUUACUUAUCUAAUAUAAUUAUUGAACUAAUUCGGCAGUCAGAGUUAACGUAUAAAUACAUGAAAUAUUCCAUUAUAUUUAUUAUAUUUAGUAUUUAUGAUUCAUUCGAAAAACUGAUUUUAAAUGUAAAAGUCCAUAAAAAUCUUUAAACAUGGUGCUCCCAUUCUUAAGAAGCAAAAUAUUUGAGUAUUCAAUAUACAUAUAUUUUGUAAUUAUUUUUUGUUUUAUUGUACUGUAUCAUUUUUUUUAUUUUUUCUUCAUGGUAUACAAUUUCCAGACGCAUAAAUAAUAUACUAUAAUGAACAUGCAAAUUUGAACAUGUCUUACAAGAGUUGCAUCGGUGUUUUUGAAUAAUGCAUCUUAUACGGUUCAUUAUUUUCAUGCCAUCACUUGAAAAUAAAGCUUGAAGUGAAAAAUACUUAAGUAUUUGCAUAGUUUUUUUUUGUUACUUAAUACAUUGUUAGUUGCAUUAUUCACGUAUUUAUAUAUGUGCUGAAACUUGAUUACUAUGCUUCAUAUAUCACUAAAUGUACAUAUGUAUAAGUAUUUAUGUACCAGAUUUUUUUGUACCCAAAUCAAAUCAUUUGAUAAUGACUAUUAUAAUGGAUCCUUAUUAAAAGUGUGCAAAUACACUCCGUGCCAAUUGAAUAGCAAUACUAAUAAUAAGAAUUUGGACUCGAGCUGUUGUUUCAGCAUGUAAAACGCGAAUCUUUGAGAUAAUUAAGAGAAUAAAAUGUUUUCCAUUUGCGAAAAAACUAAUUGUUUAACUGUUAGCUAUAAGUUUUGUCCACAUCUAUAAAUUCCUUUGAAUAUAGAACUGUACAUUUUGAAAUUACCUUUUGGACCUGGGCAUUAUCACAGCACUGUCGUCAUAAUCGAAAUAAACCAAGUAUCUAAAAAAAAAAACAAA
Messenger RNA from Drosophila nasuta, 3346 nucleotides. RefSeq names its product stromal interaction molecule (gene Stim). Bases 229 to 1911 code for a protein of 560 amino acids. Gene Ontology annotation, biological process: activation of store-operated calcium channel activity; intracellular calcium ion homeostasis; store-operated calcium entry. The transcript has 8 exons. The record is from RefSeq and is a predicted model, not a curated record. Gene Ontology annotation, cellular component: plasma membrane; endoplasmic reticulum. Gene Ontology annotation, molecular function: calcium channel regulator activity; protein binding; calcium ion binding. NCBI's taxonomy places the organism in Eukaryota, Metazoa, Arthropoda, Insecta, Diptera, Drosophilidae.